Messenger RNA from Ricinus communis (castor bean), 2274 nucleotides. RefSeq names its product leucine-rich repeat extensin-like protein 4. The transcript has a single exon. The record is from RefSeq and is a predicted model, not a curated record. NCBI's taxonomy places the organism in Eukaryota, Viridiplantae, Streptophyta, Magnoliopsida, Malpighiales, Euphorbiaceae. The coding region runs from base 783 to 2036 and encodes 417 amino acids. Gene Ontology annotation, molecular function: protein binding.
UUAUGUCUGGAGUUCCAGAAGAAAGCAAUUAUUUUCACAGAAAAAGUUUGAAAGAUGAUACCAAGAAAAUCUGCACAUAAUCCAAAAAAAUUAUUUUGACAGAAAAAGUAGCCUGAAAGAUGUUACCUAGAAGUUUGAAGAAAAUCAGGACAUAAUAAUUUGUUGUCUUCUAGAUCUCUAUUGUAAGACUAACGCAUAUUUGUUCCUUCAAUUUUAAGAAAUACCCUCUUUCUUCAGGGGCUGAAGCUGUCUUUCUCCUGCUCCACUUCAAACAACUGUGAAAACUACCCAUGGAAGGAGGCAAGUCUUUAUCGUGCGCAUCAUCUUCCUUUAACCCAUUUUUCUUAAGCCCAUGUUCUGCAACUAAUUCAAGUUUAAUCCUAAGGACGAAAAGAGGAAAAAAAGAAACAUGUUUCUAGCACAAAAUGUAACUAUCAUCACCAAUUCUUUGAACAUUUGAAACCAUCAAAGACAAUAGAAACUGCAAGGAAUGAGACCCAAAGUUUGGCAGUUUUCAGAAUGGUCACGCUUAUCUUCUUCAAGCAUGAACCCCUCCCAAAAGAAUGUGUUUAAGGUUAUAUGUAACGGUUAACUGUCGCUGUAUUGGGUCGUUGGUAAUAUUCUUUGUAGUCUAUCAUCUGAGAAAGAAAUCAAUGUUUUCCAUUGGACAUGAGCAGCAUGAUUAAAAGGAAGACUAAUCAGCAACUCAUAUUUGGUGAGGAAAGAAGUCCUUACAUAAAGGCGGUACUCACUACCUUCCAACCUUAAACUUGCACAAAACAAUGGCUUCAUUUUCGCUUAAUCCUAUUCCUUUUCGUUCCUUAUUAAUCCUCUUAAUCUUGAACCUGUCUUGCUUGUUUAAUAACAUAGCUGCAAAACAUGGCAACUCUGCUCAUCAUCGCCACCACUCUCACAUUCAUUCUUCCACUUCCAACCCAAGGCUUCAACAAGCUUAUAUCGCCUUUCGAGCAUGGAAACGCGUAAUCUACUCUGAUCCUAACAACUUUACUACCAACUGGGUUGGUCCUAAUGUAUGCAACUAUACUGGCGUUUAUUGUGCAUCUGCUCGUGACGACCCCAAUAUCAAAGUUGUUGCUGGACUAGACCUCAACUUUGCUAAUUUAGCAGGUUUCCUUCCUGAUGAAUUAGGCCUCUUAACUGAUCUAGCACUCAUCCAUUUAAACAGUAAUCGCUUCUGCGGCAUUAUCCCACAAACUAUAACCAACCUUACACUUCUUUAUGAGCUUGAUCUCAGUAACAACAGAUUUGUUGGUGGUUUUCCUUCUGUUGUACUCUCCCUUCCUAUGCUGAACUACCUUGAUAUUCGCUACAACGAGUUUGAAGGGCCAUUGCCUCCUGAACUUUUCCAGAAGAAAUUGGAUGCAAUAUUUGUUAAUAAUAACAUGUUUUCUAGUGUGAUUCCUGCUUUUCCAAGUGGAAGUACAGCUACUGUCGUGGUAAUAGCUAACAACAACUUUGGAGGCUGCCUGCCACCAAGUAUCGCCAACUUGGCAGAAACGUUAGAGGAGCUACUAUUGAUCAAUAUCAAUUUGACAGGGUGUUUGCCACCAGAAGUCGGCUAUCUCUAUAAACUGAGGCUGUUGGAUGUCAGCCAUAACAAAUUAGUUGGUCCUAUACCUUAUAGUCUUGCAGGAUUAGCUCAUUUGGAGAGGCUCAAUUUAGCCCAUAAUCUCAUGAGUGGAGAUGUACCCGAGGGAGUUUGCAUACUGCCAAAUUUAUCUAACUUCACGUUUUCUUACAACUUCUUCUGUGAGGAGGAAGGUGCAUGCAUGAACCUGACAUCAAAAGGCAUUGCCUUCGAUGAUCGUCGAAACUGUUUGCCAGAGAAGCCACUGCAAAGGAGUAAGAAAGAAUGCGAUCCAGUGCUGGAGCAUCCCGUCGACUGCUAUGAGCAACGUUGUGUUGCUGGUAGCAGAAGUGGCGGAAUGUUUGGUGGUUCAGCUCCUUUUGGUCCUGCAAUAGUGCCUGCUGCUUCUCCCCUGAUGCCACCUUCUAUUGCUCCCAGCUCUACGUAAACUACCCUCGAAAGAUAGUUGCCGUAAAAUCAAAAUAAUUUCAGUUUCAGUUUCUGAGUGAUCUUGUAAAUAAGUUUGAUGUGAAUUUAGAAUAUGGAUGUAUGUAAUGCUUGAAAGAAUUUAUAUUGCUUCUAAACCCACAACUUCUGUGAGCUGUGGUAUAUUUUUAUUUCUCUUCCAAACCCACUUGUAAAGGCGUACAUGAUACAUAUAAUUCAUAGCAUAUGUUUUUCUUUUC